Molecule: messenger RNA, 1506 nt
Organism: Mercenaria mercenaria
Lineage: Eukaryota; Metazoa; Mollusca; Bivalvia; Venerida; Veneridae
Exons: 8
Source: RefSeq, a predicted model, not a curated record
AUGGUUGACCAGCUUUGUAGUAGACCUUUCUCCCUAACGAAGAAAAAAUGUGAAAUCCCUCGGAGGAAGAAAAGAUCCAAUUUUGACAGUGACAGAAGAGUAACUGAGAAACGUCAGAUAGUGUCUCUACGCAAAAAGAGAAGCACGGGUAAUUUCACAGACGAAGAAGCUUUCCUGUUUUGUAACAAUUCCAUUUAUACAACGCCAGCAGUUCAGGAAUUUCCAGAUAAACUUGCUGGAGAAGAUCCAGAUAUAGUUGUUGAGCAGUGCGUUUAUGAUUUAACUCAAGGGAAUGACACAGCUUGGGUGGAUGCCCAUAAAUCAGGUCUUAACAACGCUGUUGAUGCAAUACUUAUGCUGAAUCCUGUAUAUGUUGCAAAUAAUACUGAUAUGGUAGUAUCGUUUCGUUUACAAACGUGUUUGAAUGACUGCAGCGGAAACGGGGCAUGCCUGGAGACAGGACUAUGUGAAUGCAAUGGUACCUUCCGCGGACCCGAUUGUAGCAGUGACAUAAGGAUACCACCUGUCGUAUAUAAUAUAGAAGGAGGUGAAAUAUGUGAAAUAACGGAGGACGACGACUGUUCUUGUUUCCGAAUAAGGACAAAUAACAUAUUUGAUGGAUUUAUGUGUGAUAUCAGCAAGAAUAAGGUGUAUUUCAAUGGCACACGUGUGAAGGGUAACAACUCUAUACAUGCUGGUGACUAUGAAGAUAUCUUUACUGGCAAAUGUUGCGCUUCUGCAGAGCGACAUAGACGUUCUGAUGAAACAAGUGACGACGAGCCUUUCGUCAUUAUGUAUGAAUUUACUGUCAGCAAUGACGGUGUCAGCUAUGGGGGAAUUAACUCUGUAUAUGUGUAUGAUACGACAUGCCUACAGCAGGAUGACAAAGAAGGAAACAUCACCUUUGGUCUCAAGGAUGGGUACUGCUUUAUCGAUGCUACAUGUGUGAUACACAACUCCAAAGUAUUGAGGACAGACGAAUGUUACCUUUGUUAUCCUGCCACAGAUCCGUAUACUUGGACAAAGGGUAAUUGUGAUGAACGAAAGACAGGACUAACAACCGCAUCCUUGAUUGGAAUAGCUACCGGUUCGGUGCUUGCCGUCGUGAUGAUUGCUCUACUGGUUUAUCUCUUUUGCUGCAAGGGUUCAAAGAAACAUCGCACGGUACACGACUCUCACACAAAUCUGCAAACAACGCUGGCCGAGACAUCUCUUCCCGGACCAGCGAAUAUUGGGUUCAAACGCCGACGUGUCCCAUACACCAACAGCUCACCUGCUGACAUGCCAGUUCUUCGUGACAUAAGUGUCGUCUGUGCAGCAAAGUCAAUGUCUAAACGAAACAUGUGGACAAGGUCUAGUGCUGAAUCAGUCGGUGAAGCAAAUGACGGGCAAGUAUGUAAUAUUUCUACGGAAGAGGAUGGCUUCCAAGACGGGAAUUUUCCUGGAUGCAAAAUUAUUGAGUCAUCACAAAGUUUCACUGACAUGAGAGAGGAACCAACUCCAACU